GAAGCUCGGAUGAGCUUGGGAGGGUUAGAACCCAAAAUCUUUUGGUGGUCUUUGCUAGACAUGGUGGUUGUUUCGCUAAAGAAAAUGAUGGAUAAGGAUCAACUUUCUACUAAUUCAACUUGCUUGUAUGGUGAAAGAGGUUUGGCCUGUGAGAAAAGGGAGCUUGAGUGA
Messenger RNA from Dovyalis caffra, 171 nucleotides. The record is from the annotation of a GenBank genome assembly. Lineage: Eukaryota; Viridiplantae; Streptophyta; Magnoliopsida; Malpighiales; Salicaceae.